UGUUCGCUGUUCACGCACCGUGCUAGAAAAAAAAUCUUUCCUUAUCUUUAAAAUAAAAAAAAAUUUAAAAAAAGAACAAUCUAAUUUGUAAUGAUGGAGUUCGCUACUUUCCCUCCGGAUGACUUGUAUGUGUCGUUAAUUCCCUUCAAUGCCAGCCUCCCCGACGCGCUCCUACUCGGACCGCCAAGAGGCGUCGGGACCAACUGGACCAACGGUACCAAUGGGACCAACGGGACCAGCGCGUCCGUGGGUCGCGACACGGCGAGGGUUGUCAUCGCUGUGUGCAUCACCGCCCUCUACUCGCUUAUUUGCGUGGUGGGACUGUUGGGUAACGUUCUCGUCAUGUACGGCGUGGUCAGGUACACCAAGAUGAAAACAGCCACCAACAUCUAUAUCUUCAACUUGGCCCUGGCGGACGCCCUGGCUACCAGCACCUUGCCCUUCCAGAGCGCCAAUUACCUCAUGCGCACGUGGCCGUUCGGGCAGCUCCUGUGCAAAUUGGUCAUCGCCAUCGACUACUACAACAUGUUCACCAGCAUCUUCACGCUCACCAUGAUGAGCGUGGACCGCUACGUGGCCGUCUGUCACCCCGUUAAGGCCCUGGAUUUCCGCACGCCAGCCAAGGCUAAGAUCAUCAACAUCGCAAUCUGGAUUCUGUCGUCAAUUAUUGCAGUACCUGUAAUGAUCAUGGCCGUUACCAAGGUGACAGACAAAGGCAGCGUCGAUUGCAGAAUCAUAUUUCCCAAACCCGAAUGGUACUGGGACACGGUGACAAAAAUCUGCGUGUUCAUCUUUGCAUUCCUGGUUCCCGUGUUUGUCAUCACCGUCUGCUACGGUCUGAUGAUCCUCCGCCUCAAGAGCGUCCGUCUUCUCUCCGGAUCCAAAGAGAAGGACAGGAACCUGAGGCGGAUCACCCGGAUGGUGCUGGUGGUGGUGGCAGCCUUCAUCAUCUGCUGGACUCCCAUACACAUCUUCAUCAUCGUCAAGACCAUGGUGAACAUCAAUCACAAUAACCUCCUAGUGAUGGCGAGCUGGCAUCUGUGCAUCGCCCUGGGCUACACCAACAGCAGCCUCAACCCGGUCCUUUACGCCUUUCUGGAUGAGAACUUUAAGAGGUGCUUCAGGGAUUUCUGCCUGCCCUAUCGCACACGUACGGACAAGCACAGCUUCUCCCGCGGCCGCAACAGCACCAGGGAGCCCGUGUCCGUUUGCGCUCCCGCCAACAGAGACAGACAGCCGGCGUGACUAGGCGUGGACCGGGAAGGGAUCCAGGAGGACCUCCAGACCGAAGUCACACAGUUCUCCACCACAGGAGUGUGAACAUUUGUUCCACCACUGGCAGGUUUAUCUGUAGCUCAUGCCCAAACCUUUUGUGAUGGAUCCCUGGUGAAGACACUCAAUGCUUGUCUUUCAGUAUACUGGAGAAAAAUGCCAAUGUGUGCCUGGAGAUUCUAAACUGGUAGAUACAUAUGUACGUAGAGAUGAGUGGAAAAAUAAAAAUAGAAAAAAAAAAAAACCCAUUCCCACAGGCACUUAAUACUGCCUAAAAUCUCUCGGGCUAAAUUUUGGACAAUUCCGUUGAAAGUAAAUUGAGUCAGACAGACAAUAGAUAGUGUAGGCUUAAUUAUCGAAAUGAGCAGAUGGGGGCGAAAAAAGCAGCGGUCUGAGCUGUCACUGGUUGCUAGGCAAUAUCUGUUUGUAUAAUCCAUCCAUCGAUUUUCAGUCCUCAUUCCGAUCACGGGUGAGCUGCUCAAUCGCUGUCAUUUGUCAUCAUUUUCCUUCCAGAUCAAUUUAACAAAGACUAGCCAUUUUCCCCAAUGCUCUUUUUGUAACAAUUAUUUUUUUUCAACACUACAGCACCAGCUGCUCGAUAUUAUUUGGACUCAUCCCAGAUGCAAAAACACGGCAGGUGCUCCAUCCAGUCUAAAUGUGGCCACCAUGACACCAUUAGAACAUCACUUUUUCCACUUGUGAGAUGAACCCCGCUCCUCCUCGCUAGCUGUCCAAUAUUGACAAAGUUCAGACACAUUAAAAAUUCACCACACACUCCAAGCAGUUUUAAAAUCAGCAAAGGCUUUUGGAUAUUUGUCUCCACUUCAGCACAGUAUUGGUUGCUAGCUACAUUGUUGAGUGUCACUGAAGUGCUUGGAGACGUCCGAGCCAUAUUGGGAGAGAAGCGAAGCUCAACGUAAAUAAACACUCUGCGCCGACGGGCUUGCUAUCUGGCAGUACACUACAUCGAUCCAAAAGGUCUGCUCGUCCAAUUUUGUCACAACUUGUUAAAUGAUUCUAUGAUGGAGACAGCGCGCUCUGACAAAUCAUUACUCUAAAUGAUUUAUAUGUUUUAUGACGAUGCAUUUAAAUCCUCUUCUGCCUCCUAAUGUGUAAAUAUCUCAGAUGAUGGCUCCCUUCACGGGUUGCAUGCAAUUGCCCCUGAGCCAAAAGAGGCAUGAGAGACGUCUGUAUCCCCGACAAAACAAUGGCACUGCGACAACAAUAUUCGAAAAGGAUUUCGCACGGGGCCCUUUGCUGUUGCUGUAGGCACUGAUCCAGGAUUUAUUUUAUUUUUUUACUCCCGUGCCAAAGGUGUCUUGACUGAUGCAUAGGGGGGAUAAGAAUAUUAUUUAUUGAUAUAUUUUAGAAUAUUAAAUGGAGGGGCUUAACAAGGGCUAUACAUAUUAUUAACUGAGGCAUCACCCCUCAAUUUGUCCCGACCACCGACAUAAUUAAACUUUUGUAGACUCUGUAAUUUUGCAAAAGGCCCACAAAGAGCAGUUUAAAAAAAAUUGAAUAAUUAUUCUGAAAAUUUGAUCCCCUUUCCUGAUGACUAUGAAUGGUGCCCUGUGAUUGGCUGGGAAUUAGUUCAGGGUGGAUCACGGUUGUCACCAAAAUUCAGCGAAUUUAGCUCACCAGUGACCCAUUAGGAUGAGCGCUAUAGAAAAUGGAUGGAUGGAACUUUUGUCCGUAUAAUGUAUAUCGAACGGGCCAUUCAGAGAGCGAGAGCGACACCACAAUGACAACGAGUCUUUGCCGCUUAAAAGGGAGAAACAUGAAUGCGCUAAUGUGCUUCGGGAAAUUGCAAUCAAUUGGCUGUAAAUGUAUUCUGAGAUGGUAAAAAGAGAACCUCUGCUCCCGACAUAUCCACUAUUGUCUGUCGUUUCCACUCAUCUCGUGGUAGGUUUUUCUCUACAUUCAGCCUACACUGAAUGCUUUGAAAAGGGAAGGCGGCGCUAUAAAGUCACUCAAUGACCUCAAACGGGCUUGGAGGAAAGUCAUUAGCAAGUCAAGGAGAGGCUUCCGAUUUACAUUACGUCUGAUGGGGGGGGGAUUAUCCAUCAAGGAUGACUCGGAGAUUUAAACGAGGCGAUUUGUUUUUAAAGCACAUUUUAUGUAUAAAUGUGGAACUGGUGCCAAUGGUGGUAUCCUUGUUCCAAAUGUAAAUACAAACACAGAAUAGAGCAUUCAGUGAUGCUGCAAUUUUUUCUUUUUGGGUUGCAAUGUGCUGUCACGCUGUUGUACUGCUACGCUCGAAUCUAGUCAGCAUAUUUACGUUAGACUAGAUUUUCCCGAAAAAUUCUGAGUUAUUUUUCUCUGAUAUAUUUUUUCUUGAUGUGGAAAAAAAACAGUCUUGUGUUAAUAUGAAUUUUUACCCAAUCAUGCCUAUAAAAAGAGAAUAUGAAUGUUUUCUUAGGCCUGCAAUGCUUUUAGCUGAAUGACAAUGUGAAUCGUAAUGCCUUAAUCAACAAGUUGUUUUGUGUGUCUAAAUGUUGUUUACGUUUUUUAUUUUAACGCAGUGGACCUCCGUUACGUUAAACAUCCACGUAUAACUGAUGGCGUGUAAAUAUGCACACACAUAUACAUCUAUGCGGCGGCCACGGCAAAGGAUUGCGUUCUUUUGAAAAUGGUGCUUUAAGAGCACUACAAUUUGCCAUAUACAGACUAUCGAGAGGCUUUUAUACUGUACAAAGUACUUUGGCGAGCUUAAUUGUCCUGCGAGGCAGCGUAAAUCAUCUUAUUGAACCACACUAGUAGAUUUUCAUUCCUUGCAGUGGUAGUUAUCACGGAUAUCGUUGACACGUAUAUUUAAAUGCAGUGUAUGAGCCGAUAAUUAGUGAGUAUGAUCAUGAUGAGCAUCUGUGACCUGUGAGGGCGUUGUUAUUAAAAGAACCACUAGGGGGAGAGUGAAAAGCACAAUAUGUCAUUUGUCACGUCAAGGAUAAAAUUGGAAGCCGUCAGGGAUAAAAUUGGAAGUCGUGGCUACUCAAGUGUCAAUCAGGGUACUAGGGGUGCAGUACUGCUUUUGGUCGUUUGGGGCGCAGUAGUACACUAACAUUGGUUUCCCCGUUUGCAAAAUAUAAUCGGUACCGAUGACUUCGAUUGUCGACGCCUGUGAAUAAUUCCUGAACUUGUUUAUACGAUGCAUGUUUGUUCAUUUAUUUACUUCAAACGAUCUGGGCUUUUUUUGCUUUAUCAGGACUGAGACUUUUUUUUUUGCAAUUAUUUGCAGAGUGAUGUUGACUCUAAACCAAUUAUGGUUCCUAUGGUAAUAGAUAAUAAAGGAACAUGGAAUAUGCGAGUUUAUGUUGGGAAUCUUAUCUUUUUUUUCUCUCUCAGACACUCAUUAAAUAUGGAUUGCAAAGGAUAUCUGCUGAAUAUUAAUCAAGCAUUUAACACGCCAAUCAGCUGCACUUUUU
Syngnathus typhle (broad-nosed pipefish) is the source of this 4694-nucleotide messenger RNA. RefSeq names its product opioid receptor, delta 1b (gene oprd1b). The record is from RefSeq and is a predicted model, not a curated record. Bases 91 to 1245 code for a protein of 384 amino acids. NCBI's taxonomy places the organism in Eukaryota, Metazoa, Chordata, Actinopteri, Syngnathiformes, Syngnathidae. Gene Ontology annotation, molecular function: neuropeptide binding; G protein-coupled enkephalin receptor activity. Gene Ontology annotation, cellular component: neuron projection; membrane. The transcript has 3 exons. Gene Ontology annotation, biological process: G protein-coupled opioid receptor signaling pathway; neuropeptide signaling pathway.